Messenger RNA from Pygocentrus nattereri (red-bellied piranha), 914 nucleotides. RefSeq names its product trypsin-like. NCBI's taxonomy places the organism in Eukaryota, Metazoa, Chordata, Actinopteri, Characiformes, Serrasalmidae. The coding region runs from base 94 to 843 and encodes 249 amino acids. Gene Ontology annotation, molecular function: serine-type endopeptidase activity. The record is from RefSeq and is a predicted model, not a curated record. Gene Ontology annotation, biological process: proteolysis. The transcript is spliced from 5 exons.
GGCCAACAUCCAAGUGCAGUGGUGUAUAUAUAUAUAUAUACACCUCAUAGGUUCUUUCAAUCUUCCUUCAGUUUUGAUCCUCCAUUAGUAAUAAUGAGGUCUGCUGUGGCUGUUUUCUUGCUAGUGGCUGUGGCAUUCAGCAGAGCCGAUGACGAUAAGAUCAUCGGCGGGUACGAGUGUCCAGCUCACUCCCAGCCGUGGCAGGUGUUCCUAACCUAUGAUGAUGGGGAACGGUGGUGCGGGGCGUCCUUAAUCAACGAGAGAUGGGCCGUGUCCGCAGCUCACUGUUACAUCCCCCCCCCUCGACUUGCUGUCCACCUGGGGGAGCACAACUUGUUCAACGAGGAGGGCACAGAGCAGAGGAUCUGGGCAGAGGAGGUCAUACCUCAUCCGGACUACAAUGACGUCACAUAUGACAACGACUUCAUGCUGAUCAAGCUGAGUGAGCCUGCCGUUUUCAAUGAGUAUGUGCAGCCAAUACCCCUGGCAACCACAUGUGCACAGGAAGGGGAGCAGUGCCUGGUAUCUGGAUGGGGUAAUCAGAUCAACACUGGAGUGAACUAUGCCACCGUACUGCAGUGUCUGGAUGUGCCUGUAAUCGCACGCUCAAAGUGUGAGGCUUCUUACCCGAACAAAAUCACAAAGAACAUGUUUUGUGCUGGCUUCUUGGAGGGCGGCAAAGAUUCAUGCCAGGGUGACUCAGGUGGUCCUGUUGUGUGCAAUGGGAAGCUACAAGGGGUCGUAUCCUGGGGCUACGGAUGUGCGUAUCCCGGCUAUCCUGGCGUUUAUGCUGAAGUUUGUCAAUAUGUCGACUGGGUCAGAGAUGUCAUAGCCAGCAACUAAGAGUGAAAGUCGAAAUGUCUGUUGUGUUCAGCGCUUUCUCUGAAAAAUAAACAGCAAAUCCUGUAAACAAA